AUGUCACCAACCUUUGCAAAUAUAAAGCCCAAAAUUGAACACAUCUCAGAUUGCUCAUCUGACGCAGAACUGCACUCAGAGAAUGACAUUUUCAAUGAGAAACCUACAUUGACGCUCCCCGUUAUCAAGCGCUAUUUUACUACAAGAUUUACGACCUUGUUUGAUUUGCCAGUCAACGACCAAGAUUCUAGAUGGUAUGAACUUUUGAACCCUAUUCCUGCAUUAAGGGAAAUGACAUGGAGAGAUUGGAACUACUACGGAUUGGGAUGGUUUGGUUGGAUUUUGGAUGCCAUGGAUUUCUUUUGCGUUUCUGUUGCUUUACCGGAAAUCGCCGUCACUUUGAAUUCAAGUGUUGCUGACAUUACUUGGGGUGUGACUUUGGUAUUGAUGCUAAGAGCUGUUGGAGCAGUUUCCUUCGGGUUAGCUUCUGACAUUUUUGGUAGAAAAAAGUGCUACAUUGUCAUUUGUAUAUUAUUUAUUUUCGUUGAAGUUGGUACAGGCUUUGUCCAAACUUAUGCUCAAUUUCUUGGUAUUCGCGCUGUAUUUGGUAUCUUAAUGGGAAGUAUGUUACCAGUUUGUAUGGUGACUGCAAUGGAGGGACAACCAGUACGUGCAAGAAGCAUUUUAUCGGGUUGGUUUACGCAAGCCUAUUGUAUUGGUUAUAUAUUGGCUAUGGUAUUUUACAAGGUGUUUGAGCCGACUUACAAAGAAGGGGAAGGGUGGAGAAGUUUGUUUUGGUUUAGUGGUGGAUUGAGUGUCAUUUUGAUUGUAUGGAGAUUGUUGGUUCCGGAAUCAAAUGAGUUCUUGGAAAUGCAAGAGAAGAAGAGAAAGUUCAAGGAGAAGAACCAGAGCACCGGGCUUCAUAAACUCUUCAACACAACAAUAGUGCACACUUUGAAAACUGAGUGGUUGUUGUUUAUUUAUCUUUGUAUUGCGUACGCUGGUUGGAACUUUACUAGCCAUGGUACUCAAGAUUUGUAUGUCACGAUGUUGUCCAACCAAUAUGGGGUUGAGAUAGGUCAUAGAACCAUGAUUGUAGCAUUGUCAAACGUUGGUGGAAUUCUCGGUGGAUUCUUUGUGGGUGGUGUUUCAGAGGUUUUCGGAAGAAGAUUGUCUGCCAUCAUUGCGACCAUUUGUUGUGGUGCCCUAGUUUAUCCAUCUUUUUACAAUGCUGACAAAAAUUGGGGCGCCUAUGUUGUUUUAAUUGGUUUCGUUAUGGCAUCUUGGGGAGUGUCAUCAGCUUACGCCUUGGAGUUGGUAAACAAAGCACACAGAACAUUGUUGAUUGGAUUGGCAUACCAAAUCGGUAACUUGAUCAGUGCUGGUAGUGCUACUAUUCAAGCCCAGCUUGGUGAGAAAUACCCCAUUCCUGGUGCUGCUCCUGGUGUGUACAAUUAUGGGAAAGUGAUGUGUAUUUUUUGUGGCGCUGUUUUCGCUUUCGUGGUUUUUAUAUUGGCAUUAGGGCCAGAGAAGUUUCAUAGAAACUUGAGAAUGGCUCCUGUAAAGCUUGGUGCAGUAACGGAACUCGAGAAAAGUUUGGAUUUGGACAAACCUGGUAAUGAGAGUAAAAAGUAA
Molecule: messenger RNA, 1575 nt
Organism: Lodderomyces parapsilosis
Lineage: Eukaryota; Fungi; Ascomycota; Pichiomycetes; Serinales; Debaryomycetaceae
Exons: 1
Coding region: 1-1575 (524 amino acids)
Biological process (GO): plasma membrane lactate transport
Cellular component (GO): plasma membrane
Molecular function (GO): secondary active monocarboxylate transmembrane transporter activity
Source: RefSeq, a predicted model, not a curated record